Tupaia belangeri chinensis (Chinese tree shrew) is the source of this 354-nucleotide messenger RNA. RefSeq names its product cytochrome c oxidase subunit 5A, mitochondrial-like. The transcript has a single exon. NCBI's taxonomy places the organism in Eukaryota, Metazoa, Chordata, Mammalia, Scandentia, Tupaiidae. The record is from RefSeq and is a predicted model, not a curated record. Gene Ontology annotation, biological process: mitochondrial electron transport, cytochrome c to oxygen. Bases 1 to 354 code for a protein of 117 amino acids. Gene Ontology annotation, cellular component: mitochondrial inner membrane; respiratory chain complex IV.
AUGACCUUAGCUACCCAGGUCCGCCCUCAGCCUCCUGCACUGCACCCGGGGCCCCCUGGACCCGCCGCUAUCCAGGCAGGUCACUGCUGCUCCCAUGGGUCACAUGAAACCAAGGAAGAAUUUGAUGCUCGCUGGGUGACGUACUUCAACAAGCCACACGUAGAUGCCUGGGAAUUGCGUAAAGGGAUGAACGCGCUGGUUAGCUAUGAUCUGGUUCCAGAACCCCAAAUCACUGAUGCUGCCUUGCGGGCAUGCAGACGGUUAAAUGAUUUUGCCAGUACAGUUCGCAUCCUAGAGGUUGUUAAGGACAAAGCAGGACCACACACUGCAGAGUGUCAUGUUACCACCGUGUGA